UGCGGGCGCCAGGCGGCCCCGGGGAGGCGCUCGCGCCGCCGGCCGUGGCUCCGCGAGGCGAAGAGGCGACAGGUAAACGGCGGUAGAGCGGGCGGACGCGGCACGGAGAGGAGCGGUUCGCCAGGCGACCGGCGAGGGACGGGCCGCGGGGACGCCGGGCAAGGACAGAGGGCCGGACCUUCGUCCCCUGGGCCCACGAGCCGGCUGGCGCCCGCGACGUCCUCUGACCCUGGGCGCGUUCCGACUUUCUACACUGAUUAAUCAAGAGUGAAAAAUCGGAAGAAAUGCAAGCAGGAAAAAGAAAUUAAACUAAGCCUGAGGAGCGAUGCAACAGGCAUGAUGGAGGUCGAGUCCUCCUACUCAGACUUCAUCUCCUGUGACCGGACAGGCCGUCGGAAUGCAGUCCCUGACAUCCAGGGUGACUCGGAGGCUGUGAGCGUGCGGAAGCUAGCUGGAGACAUGGGCGAGCUAGCACUUGAGGGGGCAGGAGGACAGGCAGAGGGAAGUGCCCCCAGCAAGGAGGCCGGCAGCCAGCCUGAGAGCAGUGCCACUAGCACCUCAUCUUGAUUCCGGAAGAGAAACCUGCUGUACCCUCCUGGAACUGGAGCCCUGGCCCAGCCCUGCAGCCUCUUCUCUGAGCCCAUAGCCCAGGCUCGCCAGGCCGACUGAGAGCCUCAUGGGGGCUCUGUGGCCUCUACUCCAGCAAAGUCCUCUGCCCACACCACAGGCUCCACUGUCCCUCACCUCCCCACGGUGCCCAGGUACACUUUGAAGACACCUUCUUCACCAUGACAUGUUAUUUAUUCAGCUAGGUGGGGCUUGAGCCAAGCGCUGCCCCCAGGUCAGCAGCCCUGACCUGGACAGGGACUGUCCGGCCACCACUCAUCCCUUCCAGCCAGCCGUCUACUUUGGAAAGAUCUUCCCUAACCCUUUUUUAAAACCUCUUUUACAUUUUUUAAAAACAAUCUUUUUUCAGCAGAGAAGGGGAACUAACAAUCAAUUUUUCUGUUUUGGUUUUGGUUUUUGGUUUGUCUUGAAAGCCUUUUAAAGCUUAGUUGUAAUGAUCUAUGCAGCUCUAAGUUCCCUUGUGGAGCCUCACAGAUCCAGCUUGGGGAAAGGAUUUGGACUCAAAACUAGCUGACCAAUUCUUUGUACCAAGAGCCUGAUACAUAGGCCCAGGAAAUAAAUGCUGGUGGUUUGUG
Molecule: messenger RNA, 1202 nt
Organism: Psammomys obesus (fat sand rat)
Lineage: Eukaryota; Metazoa; Chordata; Mammalia; Rodentia; Muridae
Gene: Pkig
Product: cAMP-dependent protein kinase inhibitor gamma
Exons: 4
Coding region: 337-567 (76 amino acids)
Biological process (GO): negative regulation of cAMP-dependent protein kinase activity
Cellular component (GO): cytoplasm; nucleus
Molecular function (GO): cAMP-dependent protein kinase inhibitor activity
Source: RefSeq, a predicted model, not a curated record